AAAAAAAGGGGUUAGCAAUUUACGGCAGAUGUACUGUGUGUUAUUCAUCAGAACGCAAAGAUUAACACAGAUAUUACAUUAUUUUGUUGAACAACUACCGAAAAUAUAUUUAUAGUUUCUAUUUAAUUAAUUAGCCAAUGUAUGUUUGCUCGGGAGCAUCCAAAGACAAUGGCAGGAGUAAUGGAAACAGAUGAGCAGGCGAGAAACCGCUUUCAGUCAGAGCUGGAGUUCAUACAGUGUUUGGCCAACCCGAAUUACUUGAAUUUCCUAGCCCAGAGAGGGUACCUUCGAGAGAAGCCGUUUGUAAACUAUCUGAAGUACUUACUCUACUGGAAAGAGCCCGAGUAUGCAAAGUUCCUCAAAUAUCCUCACUGUCUGCACAUGUUAGAACUGCUGCAGUACGAACACUUCCGGAAGGAGUUGGUAAAUGCCCAGUGUGCCAAGUUCAUCGACGAGCAGCAGCUGCUCCACUGGCAGCACUACUCCCGCAAGCGCACCCGCCUCCAGCAGGCCCUGGCAGAGCAGCAGCAGCAGCCGCCUCACGGCAACGCCACGGCCAAGUGAGGGGGUGAGGGGGUGAGGGAGUGUGUGUGUGUGUGUGAGAGAAAGAGAGAGAGAGAGAGAGAGAGAGAG
This is a messenger RNA of Hypomesus transpacificus, 633 nucleotides long. It is a transcript of the gene med31, whose product is annotated as mediator complex subunit 31. The transcript is spliced from 4 exons. Gene Ontology annotation, cellular component: core mediator complex; mediator complex. Gene Ontology annotation, molecular function: transcription coregulator activity. The record is from RefSeq and is a predicted model, not a curated record. Gene Ontology annotation, biological process: regulation of transcription by RNA polymerase II. The coding region runs from base 142 to 564 and encodes 140 amino acids. NCBI's taxonomy places the organism in Eukaryota, Metazoa, Chordata, Actinopteri, Osmeriformes, Osmeridae.